Molecule: messenger RNA, 351 nt
Organism: Cyclocybe aegerita
Lineage: Eukaryota; Fungi; Basidiomycota; Agaricomycetes; Agaricales; Hemipholiotaceae
Source: the annotation of a GenBank genome assembly
AUGGCACCGAAAUACGAACUCCUGCCGACGGAAUCUCCUUAUAAUCCGUCUUCUCCUUCUUCUGCUUCGUCAUCGUCAUCCUAUCUUCCCCCAUACGAAUCCGAAUACUCGCCCUUCAACAACGACCUUGAAGAUGCCCCACUACGUCGCCCACGACGCCGGGAUUCGAUACCGGCGUUCGACUCGGAUCCACGUUUCCGGGUGAGGACGCCAUCGCCAUGGGCGAGAGCUGCGUUGCUCUUGUUCAUGUUCUUCCUCUUCUGGCUCGCAUUCCACAUGCGCAGGGCUCUGUGGAUUGCAGGAGGAGCGGGUAUGGGGAAGGAGCCCGAGCCAGUAGAUCCAUCGUAUUGA